AACAAGUCAAACAUGGGCAUGCUCAAAUCUAGUGUCUUGUUGACAGUCAGUACUAUGGCUGUUAGCUGUGCAGCUCUCGCCCAAUACGCAAGCACUAUUCGUGGACCUUCGUAUCCUUUGGCUGUUCGCCAACCUUAUGUAUCCACCUGGCUUCCAGCGGACAGCUUGUCUGGAAAUUGGCCCACAUUUUGGUAAUUAUUGAAAUUCAGUAGGCAUACAUUAUGCGAGAUUUGUAUGUUGAUGUAUCGUUUAACCCACUUAGGACUGGCGCCGUCAAAGGCUGGGAAGGCAUGAUUCGUGUGGAUGGGACUACGUACGAAUGGAUGGGUGCUGCAAGCGGAGGUGGUUCGCCGCCUGUCAGUCAUGUCGCAAAACAAAACUCUGUCACCACUACACCAACUCAAACAGUCUUCUCUCUGACUGCUGGUCCAGUCAACGUGAAUGUGACAUUCUUAUCUCCUGUAGAGUAUGAUGAUAUUAAGCGCCAAUCCAUCCCUUUGUCAUUUGUUUUCCUCACUGCUGAAUCGAACGAUGGGAAAUCUCACGCAGUUCAAGUUUAUUCUGAUAUUACUGGUGAAUGGGCAACCGGUGACUUGAGUCAAGUGGUUACUUGGAAUAUCUCUAAUUCGAAUGGAAUGAAAACUUGGACAAUUGAACGUGAAUCACCUGUCUCAUUUGGCGAAAGCAAUGACUAUCCAGACUGGGGACAAGCAGUUUACGUAACUUCUGAAGACGCUACUUAUGCUUCCGGUGCUGACGUUGACAUUCGAAGCAGUUUUGUGAAGGCUGGAAAGUUGAAUAACACCAAUGACAACAACUUCCGAUGUGCCCAAUGCAGCUGGCCCGUUGUUGGCUUCGCGUAUGAUUUAGGAAAUGUAACCAAAGCGUCCAAGCCUAUCCAAUUCGUGGUUGGACACGUUCGUGAACAGAAUGCUCAAAUGCUCAAUGAACCUCAAGAUGCUUUAUGGAAGAGCUACUGGAAAGACGCUUCCUCGAUGAUCAAGUUUUUCUGGAACGAUGCAGCGACAUCAAAGUCUCAUGCAAAUGCUUUGGAUUCCAAACUUCUAAAGGAUGCUUAUAAAGCUGAAGGACAAGCGUACGCGGACGUUAUUUCCUUCUCAUUGAGACAAGCCAUGGGUGCCACCGAAUUUGGAGGAAACAAAUCUAGUCCAGUCCUAUACCUGAAGGAGAUCUCCAGUGACGGAAACAUGCAGACUGUUGAUAUUAUGUUCCCUGCUUCACCUAUGUUUUACUACCUUAACGCUGAUCUCCUGAAGUACCUUAUGGAACCUUUGUUCUAUCAAAUGGAAAAUGGUUAUUGGCCAAAGGCAUUCUCUAUUCACGACAUUGGUUCUCAUUAUCCUAACGCUACUGGACACGCCGAUGGAAACGAAGAAGAUAUGCCUGUCGAAGAAUCUGCAGACAUGAUCUUCAUGGUGGCCAACUAUAUGUUCAAUCCAUCCACCAAGAAGGCUGAUGCCAAGGCUUACGGAAGCAAGCAUUACAAAAUUUUAAGUAGCUGGGCUGACUAUCUCUACGGCAACUGUUUAUAUCCUACCAAUCAACUCACCACUGACGACUUCAUCGGCCAAACACAAUUAAAUUCUGGGUUAGCACUGAAGGGAAUAUUGGCAAUGAAGGCUUUUUCGAAUAUUGCUGGAAUUGUUGGUAACAAGAACGAAACGGCCUUUUAUAGCAAUGCUUCGGCUUCAUACAUUAAAACCUGGGUGACGGAAUCUCAGAGCGCAGAUAAAUCUCAUCUUAAGCUUGAAUACAAUGUGACUGACGGCUACGAACUUAAGUAUAAUGCUUUCCAAGACAAACUUCUCAACUUGAAGACAGUUCCUGCAAGCAUUUAUACCGAAGAGGCCGAUUACUAUUUAACCAAGGAUGGACCAUAUGGUAUGCCAUUUGUGUCUACUCACGACUACACAAAAUCAGAUUGGGAAGUCUGGACAGCUGCUGCGUUUGGUGACGCAAAUCCAGUUUUGCGAAAGAAUAUCAUUAAUGACCUUUCCAAGUUUUUGCAAACAACAUCAUCAAGAGUGCCUUUCUCUGAUUGGUACAAUACGACGUCGGCUGCUACCGAAGGAUUCAAAGCUCGUCCUGCUGUAGGUGGUCAUUUCGCCCUUCUCGCUCUUGAGCAUCCUGCCUCAUAAUUAUUUAAAAUAAACGAGUCGAAGGCUACAUUCUUGCUGAUGGAUAGCCAUGGACUCUAGUCGUUUAUGUAUACCGAAGCAUGAUAUUUUACUAUUAUAAUAGUUAAAUUAUUUCACACGAAUUAUUAGCCGUUUUCUUCGUUUUGUAUGGACAGUAUGAAAUUGGUGACAAUAUUUGUCGUGAUGGAAAACCAGU
This is a messenger RNA of Umbelopsis ramanniana AG, 2355 nucleotides long. RefSeq lists its product as uncharacterized. The transcript is spliced from 3 exons. NCBI's taxonomy places the organism in Eukaryota, Fungi, Mucoromycota, Umbelopsidomycetes, Umbelopsidales, Umbelopsidaceae. Bases 222 to 2159 code for a protein of 645 amino acids. The record is from RefSeq and is a predicted model, not a curated record.